This is a messenger RNA of Amaranthus tricolor (Joseph's coat), 1013 nucleotides long. RefSeq lists its product as uncharacterized. Lineage: Eukaryota; Viridiplantae; Streptophyta; Magnoliopsida; Caryophyllales; Amaranthaceae. The coding region runs from base 107 to 721 and encodes 204 amino acids. The record is from RefSeq and is a predicted model, not a curated record. The transcript has a single exon.
AAAUAUUACGUGUUGGUCUUAGAAUCUUCUAGCAACAACUCACCCCUUCCGUCUUGUUCUCAUCCAUUUCCAAAUGUUCUAGCACGUCCUACGCUCGAAUUAUCUUAUGAUCGACUCUAUUAAAACCCUACUCUCAUCCCGUUUUCCAUCAUCAAAACAACAACUAACUCUCAAACCAAACAACCUAUCGAUCAUUACACAACCAGUAAAAAACCCAUUUACAUCAAUCAAUUUUAUUCAUUUCUCAGCUAGUUAUAUCGAUAGAUCAAUCAUGGCUUCCGCAGUAGACAACACCAAAGACACCGUCAUACUCCGAAUCAAACACCGAGACGAAGAAGGCAAAAUCACAACCGAGAAAACAGAGGUUAACACCCACAACAUGGAUACCCUUAAACACAUCGAGAAGAAACUGGUAGACACGGGUUUACACCGUCUGGAACGACACUCAGCGGAUUACAGAGCAUCUGUGAAGAAACCACCUCCUAAAAAGGGACAUGGUGGGAAGUACACUUGGGAGGGGCCAAACCCAGAAGCUGAAAACGAGCUGGAAGCGGUGGAGGUGCUGGAUAAGGGAGAUCCGAACUAUGUGGAAGAAGAUGAAGAGGUUAUUGGGGAGGAAAGUAAGGAUUUGGUGAAGGGUGAAAUUGAAGUGCCUAAGGUUGUUGAAGAACGAGAGGGGGUUGCUAGAGUUGAUGUUGAUCCUCAACUUAAUGUGGUUUGAUUUGUGUUGAAUUUGAUGAUGGAAUUGCUGUAACUUUUUUGUUUGUGCUUGGUUUUGUUCAAUGUAUGGUUUGAUUACAGUGGUUCUUCUUUGAGCUAAUAAACUGAAAAUCAUUUUCUAUUGUAAAUUGAAGUGUUUAUGCAAUUUUGAGUUUCUUAUAAACCUAGCUAAAUUAAGAAUUUAAUUCAACUCGGUGUAAUCCGUUAAAGUAUUGGACAUAUUAUGGGUCAUUAACGGCUUACCUUAGAAGUUGUUACAUGUAUACAUAAAGUAUGUGUUAUAUUAAUAAUAA